UAUCUAAAUUAUUACUGUUUGAAGCUGCAUGUCAUAAAGCAAACUAUGUUCAGUACUUUUGUAACAAAAUUUAAAAGAUAUUAAAAUGGGUCACUUACCCAGUAAGGAUACACGGCGCAUCAGUUUUGAUAAUACAUUUGCUAUGAGCACAGCACUAGCUAUUCCCAAGCAAGCUGAUGAUGAAGUUUUAACCAUUAAUACUCUUGAAACGAACAAAUCCAACGAAUUUUAUUACAAAGAGAAAACGACACCCAUCGAAGUGUAUGAUAACGAACAUGACUAUUGGGUGCAACGAAUUGAGUAUCUUAAAAAUGAACAUCAACUAAUAAAUAAAAUUGUGGAGUCGGAAUAUGAAAAAACUAUCGAGGAUACAAAAAAUCUAUUUGAUCCACCGAAAAUAACUCAUGAAAAAAUACAAAAAAUUAGACCGUGCUAUGAAUGGCGCUCUAAGAUGCUAAAAUGCUAUGAAGAUAACCCUCAUCAACCUUUACUUUGUGCAGCAACUGUACAAGCGUUUACAAGUUGUGUUACAGCGUGUCAAAUGGAGGAACAAUAAUUUGCAUCACUUAUUUUUUUUAAAUAUAUUGUUAAUAUUUUACAUUGUAUAGUAAAAAAUAAUACAACUACAUUAUUAUUGUAGCGAUCCUAAAAACCCCCGUGAAAACUGAAUUUCAGUGUUAGUUGUUACUGUAAUAAAAAAGUGAUAAAAUCACAAAAGUUUUUU
Pieris napi is the source of this 724-nucleotide messenger RNA. RefSeq lists its product as uncharacterized. The transcript has 3 exons. Lineage: Eukaryota; Metazoa; Arthropoda; Insecta; Lepidoptera; Pieridae. The record is from RefSeq and is a predicted model, not a curated record. Gene Ontology annotation, biological process: inner mitochondrial membrane organization. Gene Ontology annotation, cellular component: MICOS complex. The coding region runs from base 86 to 556 and encodes 156 amino acids.